This is a messenger RNA of Gavialis gangeticus (Gharial), 1982 nucleotides long. RefSeq names its product calcium binding tyrosine phosphorylation regulated (gene CABYR). The coding region runs from base 117 to 1895 and encodes 592 amino acids. The record is from RefSeq and is a predicted model, not a curated record. The transcript has 6 exons. Gene Ontology annotation, cellular component: sperm fibrous sheath; cytoplasm. NCBI's taxonomy places the organism in Eukaryota, Metazoa, Chordata, Crocodylia, Gavialidae. Gene Ontology annotation, molecular function: calcium ion binding. Gene Ontology annotation, biological process: sperm capacitation.
AGGCCCCGCGGGGGGCUCCUCUCCCUCAGAGGCUCCUGCGAGGAGCGCGGAGGGAGCUUCGGAGCAGCCGCGAAGCAGGAAGCUGCGAGACUGUCGUUGGCCUGCAGUUGCCAAAGAUGUACACGGCGAAGCCCAGGCUGGUCGUCCCCUACGGCCUCAAGACUCUCCUGGAGGGCCUGACCAGGGCCAUACUCAAAUGCAACCCAAGCAACAUCCCCGAGUUCGCCGCGCUCUACUUUCGAGAGCUCAUUGCAUUCAGAGGAGAGCACCCAAACGUGGACAUCAUCGACCUGGUGAGAGAGUUUCAUUUUGCUCGAGUAGAUGGCUUGGCUGAGAGACUAUCAGAGAAGAAAACUGAGGCUAGAGACAAGUUUACGCCAGAUGCAAAUGUGGCAUCUCCACUUUUUGAUGAACCAAAACGGAAGGAAAAAUCUACUGACACUGAGGAGGACCAACUCCUUGAAGGACCUGUAGCUGACUGUAGCGCCAAAACGACACAAUACCCAUCAACUCACAAUGAACUUACAGAAAAUGAAUCGUCCCCAACGGGACCUGAACCUUCAUCCCCUAAGGGACCUGACCUUGCUUAUGUCCCAGCUGAUCCUGCCCAGCUUGCUGCACAGUUGUUAGGUAACAGUGAUUCACUUCAUUCUCUGAAGGAUGUGGCAACAAGCGUGCAGACUCUUCCUGAAGUGUCUAUGAGCUCAGAGGACACAACCGCUGUGCCAAUAGAAGGGGCUGCUGAAGAUGCCACAGUUGUCCCAGCAGCUGAGGGUUCUGCAGAGUCAGUUAGGUCAGCGUCCAGUGUUCAGAGUCAGUCCUCCAUGCCCAGAGAGCUAGGUUCCUCAGGCAGUCAGGUUGAACAAUCAGCCAGUGAUACAAACCACGCUCCCUCAAUCCCCUUGCAGGAAGAACCACCACCUCCACCUUCCCCACCACCUCCUCCUGAUGAUCCAUUGCAGGCUGCACCUUCCCCCAACGAAAUUGAAGUUACAUCAACCAUUCAGGUUCUGCCAAUGAAUAAUGAUGAGGAGGAGCCUGUUACUGAAGGAGAGGUUCCACCUUACAUAGAGCAGUUUCCGCAGAAAAUAGUAAUUCCCUUUAUAGACCAAGUAGCUGGUCUUUUAGAGAUUCAGCACCCACUAAAUGCAGGCCAGUUUAUAUGCACUAAAAUCUUAGAUCCAUCUGCAGUCGAUGCAGAAUGUGACCCUGAAGGAAUGGAAACUACAGUGCAAAAGGCAUCAGCUGAACCAGGUUAUGUUAUAUCAGCAAUGGCAACAAGCGAAGCAGGACAACCACCACCAUAUUCUAAUGUGUGGACUCUCUAUUGUCUAACUGAUUUGAGUCAACAAGGUCGAAAGUCACCACCACCCCUUCCUCCUGUGGGAAGUGGUGCUCCUUAUCCCCAAGCAACCCUCUAUAUAUCUAGUGGGAAAGAGCAACAACAGGUCCUACAGCAGCAGAUGACACAAGGUCAACAACAAGUAUCCUCUCCAACUUAUGUGAUGACUGAAGAAAGCAAGCGGGGAAAUGCACCGCCUUUCAUUUUGGUGGGCUCUACUGUCCAGAACGUACAGGACUGGAAAUCUAUUCCCGGCCAUGCUGUGCUUGCACAGCAAGAUGCUAGCGUUGCGAGGAGAUUCACCACAGUACCUAUACCCGUGGCCAGAGCAGCUGAUCCAAAAACAGUCACGCCAAAACCCGAUACUAAUUUUGCACAGGAAACUGCCAGACCACCAACCCCAGUUUUUCUUUCAGUUGCCAUACCCCUGGAUGAUGUAAUGUCUGCUAAGAGGGGCUCAGGUGAUAAGCAAGCAAAUCCUUUUGCAGGAAGCUAUGGCAUUGCAGGAGAAAUUACAUUUACUUCUGCCUCGGUUCGCCGAGCAGACUCAUGAGAAGGUAAGAGAUGCCCUUUGGAUAUCACUGUGGAAUGGAAUAUGCAUCUUAAAGAAUAGAACUGAUUAAGUUAAAUACAAGGACCC